Messenger RNA from Drosophila ficusphila, 567 nucleotides. RefSeq lists its product as uncharacterized. The record is from RefSeq and is a predicted model, not a curated record. Bases 1 to 567 code for a protein of 188 amino acids. The transcript has a single exon. Lineage: Eukaryota; Metazoa; Arthropoda; Insecta; Diptera; Drosophilidae.
AUGUUCACCUACCGCCUGAAGUUGAUGAUCCUGCUGGGACAACUGCUGCUGGGAGUCCAGAGCUAUCCGCUGGGCGAGGAUCUCGCCGCCAAUGUGGUUCACUCGGCGGGAUUGCUGGGUCACUAUGCUGGUGGCUUGACCGGUGGCGAAGCCGUUUCCAAGCUGGACUUCAGUCCGCCCGACCACGAAUUUGGUGGAUCCUCAUCGGUGGAUGAGGAUCACCUGGGCUCGCUGGGGGAUCACCUCAGCGAGGAUCACUUCCCGGCGGACUACGGCAGCAGCGAUCACGGCGAGGAGUACGCCGAAGCGAGUGAGUUGCACUCGCACUACGAGGAGCACAAGGCGGUGCCGGGCAUCGAUCACGGCAAGGGCGCCUUUAGCUACAGCACACUGUACGAGUUCAAGGAUCGCGACGAGCACGAGCAGCAGCACCUCCAGCACCAGGCACUCGAGCAGCAGGUGGAGCACCAGUUGGCGGCGGAGCACGACCACCAUUUGGAGCACCAGUUGGACCACCAGUUGGAUCAUCAGCUGGACCACCACUCGCUGGAGGAGCAUCUCUACUAA